Messenger RNA from Amphiprion ocellaris (clown anemonefish), 4295 nucleotides. RefSeq names its product cytochrome b-245 heavy chain (gene cybb). Gene Ontology annotation, molecular function: superoxide-generating NAD(P)H oxidase activity. Gene Ontology annotation, biological process: superoxide anion generation; defense response. Lineage: Eukaryota; Metazoa; Chordata; Actinopteri; Pomacentridae. The transcript is spliced from 14 exons. The record is from RefSeq and is a predicted model, not a curated record. Gene Ontology annotation, cellular component: NADPH oxidase complex; plasma membrane. Bases 107 to 1828 code for a protein of 573 amino acids.
CUCAACGGUCACCUGGACCUCCAGCGCCAAGGCGUCCAGGACUCAGCUGUUCUACGACAUUGUGAACCAGAUUAAACUUCAUGAGUACACUCUGCUCAUCACCACCAUGGGGAACUUCAUCGCCAACGAGGGACUCUCCAUCUUUGUAAUUCUGGUGUGGCUGGGGAUCAACGCCUACCUGUUUGUUGAGUUCUACAUGAGGUUCCUGGUCCAGAAGUGGUUCUACACCAGAGUCCUGCUAGGGCAUGCCCUGCCCUGGGCCAGAGCUCCUGCUGCCUGCCUCAACUUCAACUGUAUGCUCAUUCUGCUGCCGGUCUGCCGAAACCUCCUCUCCUUCCUCCGAGGAUCCAUCCAGUGCUGCAGCCGAACUGCAGCUCGUCAACUAGACCGAAACCUCACUUUUCACAAACUGGUGGCUUACAUGAUCGCCUUCCAUACAGCUGUGCACAUUGUUGCACACUUGUUCAACUUUGAGUAUUUCAUGGACGCGCAGCUGGAUCGCAACAGCAGCCUCCUGACCUUCGUUCUGUCUGAAAUCGGUAACGGAGACAACGCCUCCUUCCUCAACCCCAUCAGGACCAAUGAGACGCGGGUGAUGUGUGUUCUGGUGCAGAACCCUACCAUCGUCAUGUUCACCACCAUCGCCGGGCUGACGGGCGUCGCCAUCACGCUGGCCCUCAUCCUCAUCAUCACCUCGUCCAUGGAGGUGAUCCGCAGGUCCUACUUCGAGGUGUUCUGGUACACGCAUCACCUCUUCGUCAUCUUCUUCAUCGCCCUGGUGUUCCACGGCUUCGGGCGUAUUGUUCGAGGACAGACGAACAAAGAUCUGCUCGUGCACAACUCUACUUUGUGUGCCGACCGGUUUGAAGAGUGGGGACAACCUGGGUCCAACUGCACGGUGCCGGUGUUUGCUGGAAACCCACCGAUGACGUGGAAGUGGGUGGUCGCCCCCAUGUUCCUCUACCUGUGUGAGAGACUCGUUCGCUUCUAUCGAUCCCAUCAGAAGGUGGUCAUCACCAAGGUGGUGAUGCAUCCGUCCAAGACCCUGGAGCUGCAGAUGAAGAGGAAGGGCUUCCACAUGGAGGUGGGUCAGUACGUCUUCAUCCAGUGUCCAUCUGUCUCCAGGCUGGAGUGGCAUCCCUUCACCCUGACCUCCGCUCCGGAGGAGGACUACUUCAGUGCCCACAUCCGCAUCGUCGGGGACUGGACUCAGGCGCUGUACGAGGCCUGUGGAGGAGACAGGAACGAACCUCAGGAGGCCUGGCAAAUGCCCAAGGUGGCCAUCGAUGGCCCGUUUGGAACCGCCAGCGAGGACGUGUUCCGCUACGAGGUGGUGAUGCUGGUGGGAGCAGGAAUCGGAGUGACGCCCUUCGCCUCCAUCCUCAAGUCUGUGUGGUACAAACGCAUCCAGAACAACCAGGAGGUCUUCACCAAGAAGAUCUACUUCUACUGGCUGUGUCCGGAGACGCAGGCCUUCGAGUGGUUUGCUGACCUGCUGCAGUCUCUGGAGGGUCAGAUGGCCGAGAGGGAAGUGACCGACUUCCUGAGCUACAACAUCUACCUGACCCGCUGGAAGGAGGCCGAGGCGGCUCAUUUCCGAGUUCACCACGAGGCGGAGAACGAUCCAAUCACUGGCCUCAAACAGAAAACUCUUUACGGGAAACCCAACUGGGACAACGAAUUCACCAACAUCGCUUCAAAGCACCCGGGAACCAAAGUUGGCGUCUUCCUGUGCGGUCCGCCUCAGCUGGGAAAAUCUCUGGAGAAACAGUGUCUGUCGCACUCAGAGGACGACGUCAAGUUCAUCUUCAACAAGGAGAACUUCUAGAAUAAAACCUGCAGCGGCUGAACGGCGACGACGGAGGGAGGAAACUUUAAAACAGCAGCGACGGACUGCCGGGACCCUACAUCAAACUUUAUCCACGUUCUACACCUAAGAAUGACUGAAUGUACAAGAUUAUGCAGUUAAAUUAUUCAUAGUCAUGGCAAAAUCUUUAUUUAUAAUGAAUUUUUAUUUGACCAACAAAUUUUUUCUGGCUGGAAAUCACGUAAAUAAGAAACAAGAGAUGGUAAGAGAUUGAGUUAGAGAUGCUCAAAGGUAAAUUUGGUUUGGUUUUGAACAUUUUAAACAAAAAACGAAAGCUCCAAAUUAUUCAGAAGUAUGAGGAAAUACAGCUUCUAUACAUUUCUGCUACAUGUUACUAUACUAUGUGCAGUUUUCUGAAAAGAAACCCAAUGACAAACUCAUGUUUAACAUUUUAUAUUUGGGUAAAACAAAUACUUAAGUUGCAAAAAUUCAACACUUCAAGUUGAUUUUCUUUAAAAUGAAGCUGCAGUAAUGUUCAUUUGAGAGGAAUCCAAUGUAAGCUUACUCAACAAUUCCCUUUUUUCAGUGUAGAAACAAUCAGAACGAUGGAGACUGGGAAAAAGCUGCAUUCUUUGAAACAUUUCAGACGAUUUCAUGUCGAUUUCAGGUCAUGGCAUUUUUAGUUAAAGUUCAAAUUCAACAUUAACAUCCCUAAAGCGACCUCUUACCAUCCCUUUAUCUCUUGUUUCUAUCAUUUCCAGCCAGAAGGAGCCUGUUGGUCAGAUAAAGAGCUGGCUGUGAAUAACGCUCCUAUUAACUACAUCUGGAACAUCUGGCAGCUCAACAGGCUUCUCCUCCUCUUCGUUUCUCACCACAGACGUUUUGUAAAUACGCAGCUGUUGCUCAAAAAGCGAUGUGGUGUUUUCCACAUUCCCUUCUUCUCCUUUUGCAUUACGACAACAAGAGAAACUGCUGGUUUCAAAACAUUUCUUCCUUUUUCAUUUGCUCCAUUUGGGCGUUUUGCCAGAAGCAGUUACUGAAAGUCAAGUCUGAGAUCAAAUUCCUCAAAAUGAAAGAGGAAAAUAAACCAAUCAGACUCCAGCGUUAUUAAAGCUUUGGCGGCUUCAGAGGAGCUGUUGUGUAAAAAUAACAAAAACAAAAAAACAAAAACAGCAGAAACUUUGCAGGAAAAAUAAAAAUCUCAACAGACUCCUCAAUGCUUUUUGCUGCAGCGGUUCUGUUAAUGUUUUGGGGUUUUUUUUAAGCUGUAUUUUUGUUUUGUUUUAACAAAUUACUGUUUUCAUUUACAGAUUUCACUGCUUAAUUUAAUUUUAUAUUAUCUGUAAUUUAUGAUAAAAUAUAUUAAAUUACACGAUACAAACCCAAAAAAACAGGCCAAAAUUGUAAAUAAUACAAUUUUUUAAACAGUAUUUCAGUCAACAAAUCAAUUUCACAGAUAUUUGCUGUUAUCUAAAAGACAAAAUAUGUAUAUUUAAAGUUAUUUUACAGAUUUCCUUUGCUUUGUAAAAUUACAGAUAAAUUCGAGUAAAAUCCCGGAAAAAAAUUAAUUUACACGAUGACUGUAAAAAAAAUAACGUUGACGUCAAAAAUCCAGAUUUUUACAAAUAAUAAUUGCUUCUUUUACAAUGUGUGACUGUAAAAUGACAGUUUUACUGAAAUUAUCUGUCAAUAUUUUCACUGUUUUUACAGCUUUAAGCAUUACAGUAUUCCACCGUUUUUAACUUGUGGUUUCUUUUUUAGUUUUUUGUUUUUUACAGUGUUGUACUUCUGUACUGUCAAAAUGGGUCUUGAAAGAGGGUUUAAUGGAUUUUUUGCUAUUAUAAAGUGUUUUGAGCUUGUUUGGAAGGAAAAAUGAACAACCAGCAACCUUCAGAUCAUUUCCUGUCAGUUCUGAAAAACUGGAUUAUUCAGUAUGUAAAAUUUCCAAACAAGUUUUGAACAUAUGUGUGCAGAAAUCAUGCUUACAGGCCGACGGACGUGUCAGUUAAUGAUAAUAAUGUUAAAACACAACAUGAUAGCAUGAAGCCUGCAUUUUAAAGUAGCUGCAAAAUCUAUAUCCAAAUGAAAUCUGCAGCCCCAGAAUGUCUUAAUAAUAUUUUAGAAUGAACGACUCAUUUAUUAAGAAACAAAUAUGUUCAGGAAGCACUUUAUAAGAUUCUGUUUUGCAUCACUGCAGACUAAACGUAUUUAUGCUUCAGACUGUUUUCCAAACAACAAACAGAUUUGUUAUUCUAAAAUAAUCCUCGGUAUCUGGUCCAAGGUUCUUUUAUUGGAAAUAAAAGAACCUUGGAUAGUUUGCUCAGUUGUCAUGGAAACAGCAUCCAUGGAUGAAGGCCUUUGCCAUGUGGGUUAAAUAAUGAACCUUAAACUUCAAACAAUUGAAACAUGAAACAAAACAGCUGAUAGCAUCCUAGUGUGUUGAUGAAAAAAAAUAAAGUCCAAAAAAUCCUUCAGGAAGGAACAUGAA